AUGCCGUCCUCUGUGAGACUGAGAGUGGUGUGGUGUAGACUACUUUCAUUUUACAGUGAACCAGAGAGUGGGUCACUUCUGCGUUUUGUCUGUAGAUUUACCCCGUACUAUCUUAGUCAUAGGGGAAGUCCUUAAAGUUUACCCCAAAACACUUCUGGGCCCUUUAAAACAAUGGUCGUUUGUCAGUCCCCCAGACAGUUUUUAGGGCCAUUGCUUGAGUAUUUAGGCAGUGCAUUCGGAAAGUAUUCAGACCCCUUAACUUUUUCCACAUUUUGUUACAGUACAGCCUGAUUCUAAAAUUGACUAAAUAUUAUUAUUUUUCAAUCAAUCUAUACACAAUACCCCUCACUCCCUUUAAGAGUGUGCUCCUAAUCUCAGCUCGUUACCUGUAUAAAAGACACCUGGGAGCCAGAAAUAUUUCUGAUUGAGAGGGGGUAAAAUACUUAUUUCCAUUAUUAAAAUGCAAAUCAAUUUAUAACAUUUUUUACAUGCGUUGUUCUGGAUUUUUUUGUUGUUAUUCUGUCUCUCACUGUUCAAAUAAACCUACAAUUAAAAUUAUAGACUGAUCAUUUCUUUGUCAGUGGGCAAACGUACAAAAUCAGCAGGGGAUCACAUACUUUUUUUCUCUCACUGUAUGUGUGUAUAUAUAUAUAUAUGGUUGAAGUCGGAAGUUUACAUACACUUUAUGUGGAUAUAUUGAAGCAACAUCUCAAGACAUCAGUCAGGAAGUUAAAGCUUGGUCGCAAAUGGGUCUUCCAAAAGGACAAUGACCCCAAGCAUACUUCCAAAGUUGUGACAAAAUGGCUUAAGGACAACAAAGUCAAAGUAUUGGAGUGGCCAUCACAAAGCCCUGACCUCAAUCCUAUAGAAAAUUUGUGGGCAGAACUGUAAAAGCAUGUGCGAGUUAGGAGGCCUACAAACCUGACUCAGUUACACCAGCUCUGUCAGGAGAAAUGGGCCAAAAUUCACCCAAUUUAUUGUGGGAAGCUUGUGGAAGGCUACCUGAAACGUUUGACCCAAGUUAAACAAUUUAAAGGCAAUGCUACCAAAUACUAAUUGAGUGUAUGUAAACUUCUGACCCACUGGGAAUGUGAUGAAAGAAAUAAAAGCUGAAAUAAAUCAUUCUCUCUACUAUUAUUCUGACAUAAAAUAAAGUGGUGAUCCUAACUGACCUAAGACAGGGAAUUUUUACUAGGAUUAAAUGUCAGGAAUUGUGAAAAACUGAGUUUAAAUGUGUUUGGCUAAGGUGUAUGUAAACUUCCGACUUCAACUGUAUAUAUAUAUAUAUAACUCAGCAAAAAAAGAAACGUCCCUUUUUCAGGACCCUACCUUUCAAAGAUAAUUCGUAAAAAUCCAAAUAACUUCACAAAUCUUCAUUGUAAAGGUUUUAAACACUGUUUCCCAUGCUUGUUCAAUGAAACAUAAACAAUUAAUGAACAUGCACCUGUGGAACAUGCACCUUAAGACACUAACAGCUUACAGACGGUAGGCAAUUAAGGUCACAGUUAUGAAAACUUAGAACACUAAAGAUGCCUUUCUACUGAUUCUGAAAAACACCAAAAGAAAGAUGCCCAGGGUCCCUGCUCAUCUCCGUGAAUGUGCCUUAGGCAUGCUGCAAGGAGGCAUGAGGACUGCAGAUGUGGCCAGGGCAAUAAAUUGCAAUGUCCGUACUGUGAGACACCUAAGACAGCGCUACAGGGAGACAGGAUGGACAGCUGAUCGUCCUCGCAGUGGCAGACCACGUGUAACAACACCUGCACAGGAUCGGUACAUCCGAACAUCACACCUGCGGGACAGGUACAGGAUGGCAACAACAACUACCCGAGUUAUACCAGGAAUGCACAAUCCCUCCAUCAGUGCUCAGACUGUCCGCAAUAGGCUGAGAGAGGCUGGACUGAGGGCUUGUAGGCCUGUUGUAAUGUUGUGGUUUUGUCUCACCAGGGGUGAUGGUCGGAUUCGCGUUUAUCGUCGAAGGAAUGAGCAUUAUACCGAGGCCUAUACUCUGGAGUGGGAUCGAUUUGGAGGUGGAGUGUCCGUCAUGGUCUGGGGCGGUGUGUCACAGCAUCAUCGGACUGAGCUUGUUGUCAUUGCAGGCAAUCUCAACGCUGUGCGUUACAGGGAAGACAUCAUCCUCCCUCGUGGUACCCUUCCUGCAGGCUCAUCCUGACAUGACCCUCCAGCAUGACAAUGCCACCAGCCAUCGUUCUGUGCGUGAUUUCCUGCAAGACAGGAAUGUCAGUGUUCUGCAAUGUCCAGCGAAGAGCCUGGAUCUCAAUCCCAUUGAGCAUGUCUGGGGCCUGUUGGAUCGGAGGGUGAGGGCUAGGGCCAUUCCCCCCAGAAAUGUCUGGGAUCUUGCAGGUGCCUUGGUGGAAGAGUGGGAUAACAUCACACAGCAAGAACUGGCAAAUCUGGUGCAGUCCAUGAGGAGGAGAUGCACUGCAGUACUUAAUGCAGCUGGUGGCCACACCAGAUACUGACUGUUACUUUUUAUUUUGACCUUCCCUUUGUUCAGGGACACAUUAUUCAAUUUCUGUUAGUCACAUGUCUGUGGAACUUGUUCAGUUUAUGUCUCAGUUGUUGAAUCUUGUUAUGUUCAUAUAAAUAUUUACACAUGUUAAGUUUGCUGAAAAUAAACACAGUUGACAGUGAGAGGACGUUUCUUUUUUUUUGCUGAGUUUGUAUAUAUAUAUGAUAUUAUAAAUACCUCACAUGCGACUCAUGAUAAGACUAUGCAAUUGGCCUAUACAAAUGUUUAUCUGAUGCCAUAAAGAUUAUUUAGCAAUAUGCAAGAGACAAUAGUGGAGUUAUAGUAAUAGAAAGGCCAAGACAUUUCUGAGAAUGGAAUUCUAAAUACAAGUGUAUUUAAUGACUUUGUAAAAGGAAAGAUAACAUUAUUCUAGGCAUGAUCAGAGAGUGAGGGAGAAAUAAACAAGGAAACCAUGGCUUGUCCCAUGGCCGAUAGCUCAUGGGAGAAACAGAAAGAGAGAGAGAGAGUGUGUGUCUCACCACAGCUGAUCAGGAACAAAUAAGAGAGACAGACAAUGAACUGAGUUGUUGACCAAUACUAUUACUGUAAACUUAACCUCCAAUCCGAUAUAAGACCUACAGGAUGCAACUUCUGCUUCUCAGAAGAGAGACAAUAGGGGUUGGAGAGAUAAUGAGGCAUUCCUAAGACAACACAGAGGAAAUUCUUGCAUACAGUUGACAAGAACAGCAACUUUGGGGGCCGGGCUGCCCUACAAUACUGUACAUACUGCACAUAUAACAUCCCAGGUUUACAGGGCAACAGCAAAUCGACUAGAAAGACAUUGCCUAGAAAUCUUAAGGUAUGUUUAUGUGCCUCUCUGUGUGUCUGACCACCAGGUGGAUGAGAUCCUGACGGCCCUGGGGCUGCAGGAGUGUGCCCAGACCCGUACUAUCUCUUUGUCUGGGGGGCAGUGCAAGAGACUGGCCAUCGCCCAGGAGCUGGUCAACAAUCCCCCUGUCAUGUUCUUUGAUGAGCCUACCAGGUAGGUACACACCUGGUAUACUGACACACCUGGUACACACUGACACAGAGGAAAUACUGCAUGAUAAUGACGUUGGGUGGGAAUCUGCUUUGUUGCUGCACUGCGUAAAGGAAUAGCUACCAAGGACAAGCUAAUGUUUGUCACCUCUCUCUCUCUUAGUGGUCUGGAUAGUGCAUCCUGUUUCCAGGUGGUCUCUCUCAUGAAGUCCCUGGCUCAGGGAGGAAGGACAAUCAUCUGCACCAUCCACCAGCCCAGCGCCAAGCUCUUUGAGAUGUUUGAUAAGGUAACUAAAUUCCACAGAAUUAAACAAAACGUUUAUGCCAUUAUACAGUAUGUAUGGUAUUGUACAGUAUCUAGGACUGACUGCCAUAUGCUUUGUCAUUAGCCUAAUCAUUAUCUUAACUGUCGUAAUGAAAGUGAGGUCUAUACUGUUGUGUAUGAUGUCCGGAGCCUGCUGUUUUUCUGUUCUACCUGAUAAUUAAUUGCACACACCUGGUGUCCCAGGUCUAAAUCAGUCCCUGAUUAGAGGGGUACAAUGAAAAAAAGCAGUGGAACUGGCUUUGGGGUCCAGAGUUGAGUUUGAAGGCUCUAGACCAUAUAUCGAGGUCAGUUGUUAUGUAAAGGCAUCAGUGUCAUGUAUAAUUCAGGGACUGAUAUUACAUCAGGCAAAGAUAUGUAAAUAAUACUGUGUAUGUCUCUGUGUUUCCUUCUUUAGCUGUACAUCCUCAGUCAGGGCCAGUGUAUAUACCAUGGGACAGUCCCGUACCUCAUCCCUUACCUAAAGAACCUGGGCCUUCACUGUCCUACCUACCACAACCCUGCAGACUUCAGUGAGUCAGCAUAAGAUCCUGUGUGCAUGCGUGCGUGCAUUCUUGCGUGCGUGCGUGUGUGUGUGACAAUGCAAUCAUUUUUCAAGGUCCUUUUUAGUGGAUCAAGGUUCUUCUUCUUACUUCACUAACUGACUGUGUCCUCUGUUCUCUGUUUGUCCUCUGUGUCCCCUGUCUCCAGUCAUUGAGGUGGCCUCUGGGGAGUAUGGGGACCUGAACUCGGUGCUGUUUGAGGCUGUGCAGGGAGGACUCUGCUCAGAGGAGGGCAAGAAGAACUCCAGUGACAAGAGUGACCCAGCCUCUUCUGGCCACUCUAACAGUCACAGUGUGAGUCUUGGCACACUGACCUACAGGACUCACUUACCAUCACAGUCCCGCACCACUGACCUACAGCACUCACAGUCAUGCAGCGUGAUGAGAUCACUCAGGAGUCACUCACUCAGUCAAUACCUAUACGUCUUUACCUAUUCACUCAUUGCAUGUCUUUUCAACUCCAACUCCAACUGUGUAAGGGAUCUAAUUGAGUGUGUCCUGUCCUCUGUCUGUCUGUCUGUCCACAGGAUACGCAGUACACAGGAACGAUGGAGAAACACAGCUUUGCCACCAGUACCUGGUCACAGUUCUGCGUUUUGUUCAGAAGAACACUAUUAACGAUAUGCAGGGACACGGUAAACAAUUGACAUAAUAAUAAUUCUCAAUAUUGACUUGCAUUGUGUGUGUCUGAAAUGAAUUAGUAAACUUAAAAGACAGUGAUCGAGUGAAUCAAUGAAUCAAUACAUUGUGAGUAUGAGUGAACAGCAAGUACAGUUUAUAAUGUUGCGUACUAAAUUGAGGCAUGCAUUUCUGUGUGUGUUCUCAGGUGUUGACCCACCUCAGAGUGAUGUCCCACAUAUGUAUAGGAAUUCUGAUCGGUCUGCUCUAUCUCAACAUUGGCAAUGACGCCAGCAAGGUCUUCAACAACACUGGCUUCCUCUUCUUCUCCAUGCUCUUCCUCAUGUUCGCUGCCCUGAUGCCCACCGUCCUCACCUGUAAGAGACAGCGAGAACAUGGGGAGGGUGGAACAAUCUUACCUUGUGAACAUGUUCUUGCAAUCUGGUCCCAGAUCUGUUUGUGCUGUCUUGCCUAAUGGUCCUGUGGUCUACUCUAUGAUGUGUCCAUAGGAGUUGGUAAGACAGCACAAACAGAUCUGAGACCACACUAGUUGUUGUACUAUUAACAAGAAAUGUAUUGUACUCAUACGUGGUUUAUGUGUUUCACAGUUCCUCUGGAGAUGUCAGUGUUUCUGAGGGAACAUCUCAACUACUGGUACAGCCUGAAGGCCUACUUCCUGGCCAAAACCAUGGCGGACAUACCCUUCCAGGUGAGCUGCUGGCAUCGAUGUGUGACUAAGUUGACUUUGAUGUAUUUUUCUUUACAAAACAGCAAGAUAAGAGAAUACCUUAUGGUCUCUUCCUUAGGGCAUGACACAGUUACAUUAAAUCUGUCUCUGUAUGUGUUUCUCUCUUUCUCCCUCACUCUCUUUCCCACUCUCCCCUCCCUCCCUUUCUCUUUAUGUCUCCCCCCUCCCUAUCCCUCCCCCUCAGGUGAUCUGUCCCAUCAUGUACUGCAGUAUAGUGUACUGGAUGACAGAGCAGCCUCCUGAGGCAGUGCGGUACCUGCUCUUCAUGGCCUUGUCCACCUCUACAGCCCUGGUAGCCCAGUCCCUAGGCCUCCUCAUUGGGGCCGCCUCCACCUCCUUACAGGUAAUGCACAUCACAUGGGUCAGCAGUUUACAGACCGGUACUACCACAAACAACCGACCGUCGGUCGGCCAAUCGGCCUGUGCCGCACAGCAGAUAUUCAAGAUUUCUGGAAGGUUCCUCUUUUAGGUUUCCUAUUUUAGAAUGAUAUAGCAGUCUGCUCCUGCACACUGACUCACUCACCUACCCACUCACUGCCUCAGAGGAGUUGUAGUGUUGUUUUUUGAAUAACUGACCUUUGCCCUCUAGGUGGCGACCUUCGUGGGCCCAGUCACAGCCAUCCCAGUACUCCUGUUCUCUGGAUUCUUUGUCAACUUUGACACCAUCCCCAAGUACUUGCAAUGGAGCUCCUAUGUGUCCUAUGUCAGGUGGGUCUGCUCUGGUGGGGCUAUGAAGGCCUUUGAAUCCUUUCCUUUGCUACCUUUGUGCUCAAGCGGAGGACAUUCAAUUAACCAAUUACAGAACAUCAUGAUGUGUUGAGAGGAUCUUAUGCUGUUUCUUCCAGCUUGGGUUAAGUGGAAUACUCUCCAACAAUCUGGCAAUCCUGCUCAUUGUGUUACUCUGUGUAAGUGUUUAUGUGUUACUCAAGCUUACAGUAAAUCAUUCAACUUCUCCUUCUCCACUUCUCCCACCAGGUAUGGCUUUGAGGGGGUGAUCCUGUCCAUCUAUGGGAUGAAUCGUUCGGAGCUGGAGUGUCCAGGGGUGGUGUGUAAGUUCCAGAAACCUGAGGAGGUUCUACAGCUACUGGAUGUGGAGGAUGCUAAGCUCUACGUGGACUUCCUGGUUCUGGGUGUGUUCUUCCUAGUCCUCAGACUGGCUACAUACCUGGUGCUCAAAUACAAAGUCAUAGCAGAGCGAUAA
Molecule: messenger RNA, 6936 nt
Organism: Coregonus sp. 'balchen'
Lineage: Eukaryota; Metazoa; Chordata; Actinopteri; Salmoniformes; Salmonidae
Source: the annotation of a GenBank genome assembly